GAGGUUGAGGGUGAUGGCGGAGCUGCAGCAGCUGCAGGAGUUUGAGAUCCCCACGGGACGGGAGGCUCUACGGGGCAACCACAGUGCCCUGCUGCGGGUCGCUGACUACUGCGAGGACAACUAUGUGCAGGCCACAGACAAGCGGAAGGCGCUGGAGGAGACCAUGGCCUUCACUACCCAGGCACUGGCCAGCGUGGCCUACCAGGUGGGCAACCUGGCCAGUCACACUCUGCGCAUGUUGGACCUGCAGGGGGCCGCCCUGAGACGGGUGGAAGCCCGUGUAAGCACGCUGGGCCAGAUGGUGAACAUGCAUAUGGAGAAGGUGGCCCGAAGAGAGAUUGGUACCUUAGCCACAGUCCAGCGGCUGCCCGCUGGCCAGAAGAUCAUUGCCCCAGAGAGCCUACCCACCCUCACGCCCUACAGCAGGAGACCCCUCAACUUUGGCUGCCUGGAUGACAUUGGCCAUGGGAUCAAGGACCUCAGCACGCAGCUGUCAAGGACCGGUACCCUGUCUCGAAAGAGCAUCAAGGCCCCUGCCACACCCGCCUCCGCCACAUUAGGGAGACCACCCCGGAUUCCCGAGCCAGUGCACCUCCCAGUGGUGCCCGACGGCAAACUCUCCGCCGCCUCCUCCGCCUCUUCCCUGGCCUCGGCCGGCAGCGCCGAAGGUGUCGGUGGGGCCUCCACGCCCAAGCGGCAGGCGGCACCCCCAGCCCCACCUCUCCUCAACUCCUUGGACCCACCUCCUCCACCAGCAGUCUUCGAGGAGUUCCAGCGGCCUCCCCCGCUGGAGUUGUCGCCGCCCCCACCGGAUGAAGAGCUGCCCCUGCCGCUGGACCUGCCUCCUCCUCCACCCUUGGAUGAAGAUGAACUGGGGCUGCCUCCACCGCCACCAGGCUUUGGGCCUGAUGAGCCCAGCUGGGUGCCUGCCUCAUACUUGGAGAAAGUGGUGACACUGUACCCAUACACCGGCCAGAAGGACAAUGAGCUCUCCUUCUCUGAGGGCACCAUCAUCUGUGUCACUCGCCGCUACUCUGAUGGCUGGUGCGAGGGCAUCAGCUCAGAGGGGACUGGAUUCUUCCCUGGGAACUAUGUGGAGCCCAGCUGCUGACAGCCCAGGGCUCUCUGGGCAGCCGAUCUCUGCACUGAGUGGGUUGCAUGAGUCCCAGGCCAAAACCAGCUCUGGUCACGGAGAGACUGAUUCUGCCCACCUCUUGGGCUGCGAGCUGUGUUCUGUCCCUGAUCCCAUAGUGGCAGGGAGGGUGUCUUGAGGAGAGAGAACUUUACCCAGAGGCCUGCUGCAGAUGGGGAAGAGCUGGACCCCAAGAAGCUUAUCAACAGAGGACCCCUAUUCCAUGCGGGGCUGGGUCUCCUGCUCCAAGUGCCAACUCUGAAUAAAACGGAUGACGUCCUGUGACUGUCCCACGAGAUAAGGGGCCAGGAGGUAUUGAAAAGCACCCCAGUUCUAAGACUGCUGCUAAUCACAGCUCUCAACCCCCAACCCACCAGCUGCCCCAGAAGCAGCAUCUCCCAUCCCCUCGGUACCCACAAAGUGCAGGCUACAUUGGACCCCAGACGCCCCUCUGCAGCCAUUGACCGCAACUUGCUCUUUUGCCCACUG
Messenger RNA from Callithrix jacchus (white-tufted-ear marmoset), 1621 nucleotides. RefSeq names its product ABI family member 3 (gene ABI3). Gene Ontology annotation, molecular function: SH3 domain binding; signaling adaptor activity. Gene Ontology annotation, biological process: regulation of cell migration; neuron migration. Gene Ontology annotation, cellular component: SCAR complex; lamellipodium; actin-based cell projection. Lineage: Eukaryota; Metazoa; Chordata; Mammalia; Primates; Cebidae. The record is from RefSeq and is a predicted model, not a curated record.